CUUUUUUACAUCCUGAUUGGAGAGACGAUUAAAUGCCCCAUAUGGCGCGAUACUGAAUGUCCCGGAUAUUCCCCGCGCCGGAAGAGAAGAAGUAUCUUUUCCAGCCAUCUUGUGGCAGCGUCUAGCGAAUUGUUCGCACCAAGCCUCGUAGAAUCGGAGGUGAAUCCCGCUGAAGGGGCGCCAUCAUGCCCGGACAUCUGCAAGAAGGCUUCGGCUGCGUGGUAACCAAUCGGUUUGACCAGCUAUUGGAUGAUGAAUCAGACCCGUUUGAGGUGUUAAAGGCGGCAGAGAAUAAGAAGAAAGAGGCGGCCGCAGCUGGUAUAACGAAGUCUGCAGCCCAAGCCGCUAAGCAGCCCAAGAAGGAGUCACAGAAGGACCGGAAGAAUCCGCUCCUUGACAAGAAAGAUGAAACUCAGGCACCAGUACCACUGAAGAAAGAAGGUAUCAGGCGGGUUGGCCGGAGGCCGGAUCAGCCGGCCCUGCCCGGCUCCCAGGGCGAGGGGCGUGCCGCCGGUGACCGGAGGCCAGACAACAGGAGACCCCCCCGGGAGCGCCGCUUCGACAAGCCCCUGGAGGACAAGCCUGAGGGAGGAGACAGAGGGGAGUUUGCUGCAGACAAGCCUCUUGGAGAUCGGCCCCCCAGAGGGCGUGGUGGUGCCCGUGGUGGGCGUGGUGGAAGGGGGCGGGGCAUGGGCCGGGCCGACGGUUUCGACUCCCGCGGGAAGCGGGACUUCGACAGACACAGCGGCAGCGACAAACCUCAGAAAUCGGAGGAGAAGCGUGGCGGGAGUGCCCCCCACAAUUGGGGGAACCCCAAAGACGAAGUCAGUGGAGAUGCUGAACAGACCGUUGUCCCUGAAGAGACCCCCGAGGGAGAGGAGCACCCCCCGGCUGACUCUGAGAACAAGGAGAAUGAGGUGGAGGAACCUAAAGAGGAGAGCCCCAAGGAGAUGACUCUGGAUGAAUGGAAGGCCAUGCAGGACAAGGAGCGCGCCAAGGUGGAGUUCAACAUCCGCAAGCCCAACGAGGGUGCAGACAGCAAGUGGAACAAGGGCUACGUGCUGCACAAGUCCAAGAGCGAAGAUGUAAGUGAUGACAAGCCCAAAGACAGACCUGCUGUGAUCGACGCUCCCGAAAUUGAAGCGGACACAACCCCACUCUUCAAGGGCAACCCUGACGAAGUCGGCACGGACCACCACUUCCGCAAGCCUGCCAACGACAUCACAGCCCAGCUGGAGAUCAACUUCGGGGACCUGGGCCGCCCGGGGCGCGGGCGCGGCGGAGCUCGCGGUGGAAGGGGGGGCCGCGGUGCGGGCGGGGGCAGAUCCGACCGGCCGGCUCGCGGAGGUGUUCGAUCCGAAAAGCCGGGCGGAGUGUCCGUUCCUAACGUUGACGAUCCUGAGGCCUUCCCAGCCCUGGCCUAAGAACACCACAGCCCCAGCAUUCGCCCCUCCGGGUCCUCCCUCUACGAGGCUUGCAUGCGUCCAACAUCUUUGAGUAUUAGAGAAAAAAAGAAAAAAGGAAGAGAGAUUUUGACCGGGGGAAAAAAGACUGUCAUCCAUACCGUUCACUCCUGAGAACUGAGAUUUUAACGUUUUAAAGGAUGGAUAAAAAGACACAAAAAAAAAAGGGAAACGGACUUCUCUUGGUACACUGAAGCAAAUUAUUGGUAGAAGUUUUGUAUUUAGAGAUGUGAUAGCAGGGAUGUUUUCAUACAGUAUUGUUUCUUCAGAGAUUAUGCAUACUUCAUGGAUAUUUUUUUGUAUUGCUGCUUGAUUAUGAAUUUCCAAGAUGGGGUGAAAUGUGUGUGGGGGUUACCCCCCCCAGACUUGGCUGGCUUUCAUUGUGACUUUACCUACAUUAUCUUAGACAAGCUUUUAUUUUUGAAAGGGCGACUUAAGUCAUGCAUUUCUCGAAUGUAAGACUUACAAUAGGUGAGUACCUUAUGUACUAAAUCUAAAAUUUACAAAUUGUUACCUGAAGUCUGACUCCUUGCGCUUAAGAGUGUUUUAUUUUUUUUUUGCUUGUUGUGCAGUUAAAAUGAAUUCCUCUGGUCUCCUUUUUUGGUUUCCUAUAUUUUCCUAUUGAUGGCUUUGCUCUUAUUUUUUCAGGUGGACCAGUAGUCCCUGGUCCUGACUUUACUACCUGUCUUCAGGUCAGCCGGGGCCCAAAUGUAUUUAUAGGCUGGUCCUGGUAGGUCAAAAAGGCUACACUAUUAUAGUAACCUAAGGACUACUAUGCGAAUAUGGUAUUUUGUGUGUGUGAUGUGUUCUUGUGAGUGAUUGGGUGGAGAGUGAAUGUGAAUAGUUACUUAUGACUUUAAGUACUCCCCUGCCACGAACUUGACAUCCUUUGGGAACUUGACCAAUGAGUUCAAAAGCAGCUUGGUUUUGCCUGAAGCAGUACAUAGUUGUUUCUAUCUAGGGACUGUGGACAUAUUUUGCACUUAAGUAUUUGAUAAAUAUGUAUUUUAUAGCUUGGAAAGCACAUGGUUCGAUCCUCACCAGUACUAUGAACCGAAAUGUUUUUCCCCCCUCUCUUGUGAUCAUCUUUGUUGUUGUUGUUGUUGUUUUUUUUUUUUGUAAAAUUAUAAUGUUGUCAUUACUUCAGCAGCACUACCACAAUUUGUCUGAAUGAAAUUGGCUGUUCAAUGUGGAGCGAGCGAGUGCUACAGAACGUAUUACUGUUAGCCAUGCUUACAGUCACCUGUGUCUGGCAUUUCUAGGCAAGGUGUUGUCACCUCGACGUAGGUACACUUCUCACAUUGGCGGAGGGGCACAUUUUUGGACUGAUGUUGUAAGUGACCCGAAAGCUUUAUAUUCCAAUGCUCCGGAAAGAUCUACUGGUAAUGAACAGACUUGGGUGACUAGAGCCAACCUUUUGUAGGACAGUUUGAGCCACUUGACAGUAGACUUCGCUGCAAACAUCCCUGCUCUAAUAAAUUGCUUAGAGGUGUUAAAUGUGUUCUGCCUACGGCAGUGAGUUGUGUGAAAUCAUUAUUGUUACUUUAAAAAAAAGAAAAAAUGACCAAAAAAAAAACGACAAUGGACUUUUCUGUAUUAAAACUGUUUGAGGUG
Molecule: messenger RNA, 3077 nt
Organism: Esox lucius (northern pike)
Lineage: Eukaryota; Metazoa; Chordata; Actinopteri; Esociformes; Esocidae
Product: 3-keto-steroid reductase
Exons: 9
Coding region: 186-1424 (412 amino acids)
Biological process (GO): cholesterol biosynthetic process
Cellular component (GO): cytoplasm; endoplasmic reticulum membrane; nucleus
Molecular function (GO): 3-beta-hydroxysteroid 3-dehydrogenase (NADP+) activity; mRNA 3'-UTR binding; 5-alpha-androstane-3-beta,17-beta-diol dehydrogenase (NADP+) activity
Source: RefSeq, a predicted model, not a curated record